AUGUCGAGGUUCACUGCCAUCCUCUCUGUUUCAGGAGCGAGUCAAGCCGAGCGCUUUUUCCUGCGAGCCAAAGUGGCUCAGGCGGUGGCCGUAAUAAAGAGCAAGCCCUCGGAUUUGAGCGGCAGAGAGUACGCCGAAGUGUUGGCCACCAAGCUGAAGAUCCAGGACGAAGGCUGGAAGAAAAAGGCCCAGGAGCUGCAGCAGGAGGUACUGAGGCUGCGGCAGGAGUUACUGAUGGCCACAGCGACGUCCAUCACGAAGAGCACAGCGGCAGCAGAAACCUGGUCCAUCAACAUCCGGGUGGACCACGUUCAGAGCUGGCAGAGUACAGGACAAGCGAAGCUCCGGGCUGCAGAGAAGCUGAUGGAGUACCUGAUCACGCUGGGGAGCAGCAGCAUGUCAAAGUCUUUUCUCAUUCGUCACAUGCUCUCUCAGAUCAGUGCUCUGGCUGAUCAGCUGUGGCAGGCCUUCCAGGUGCGGGAAAGCUUUGGGCUCGUCAAGUUUCCCAUGGACCAGUAUCAGAACUCGUGCUGCUUGUUCUGGAUCUUGGAGGAGCUCCUACAAAAGUCAAAGGUACCGUGCAGGAUGGAGGUGGGGUCCGAGCAGGCGGGCUUCCUGAGCCACUUGGAACGGCGCGUCUUUCUUUUGUCAAAUGAGUUUCCCUUGUUUUCUAUCUCCAUGUGGAGGAUUGGAGGUCUCCUCACCGUCUCGGACAGAUAAAAUCCCCCAGGUGCAAGGUAAAGGCAGGCCA
Molecule: messenger RNA, 751 nt
Organism: Morone saxatilis (striped sea-bass)
Lineage: Eukaryota; Metazoa; Chordata; Actinopteri; Moronidae
Gene: mei4
Product: meiosis-specific, MEI4 homolog (S. cerevisiae)
Exons: 4
Coding region: 1-720 (239 amino acids)
Biological process (GO): homologous chromosome pairing at meiosis; oogenesis; spermatogenesis
Cellular component (GO): lateral element
Source: RefSeq, a predicted model, not a curated record